AUGAAAUCAUUCAAAUAUGAUGCACAUUCUUCGCAUGUCCUAUUUGGUGUAGGGACUAUAGAGCAGCUACCUACCGAGAUUGAACGGCUAGGCGUGACGUCCCCACUGCUUUUAUACACCCCUCGGCAAGAGAAGCUGGUGGACGAUGUGAGAAAGCUGCUCAGGGGCAAAGUAGCCGGGGUGUUUGACGGUGCUGUGAUGCAUGUUCCCACGCAUAUUACGGAGAAGGCUCUCGCGUAUGCAAAGGAACAGGGUGCAGAUGGCAUUGUAUCUAUCGGUGGUGGAAGUGUCAUCGGGUUGGGGAAAGCAAUCAGCUUCCGGACUGGACUACCGCAUCUAUGCAUUCCAACGACAUAUUCAGGCAGCGAGAUGACGCCGAUACUUGGAGAAACGCAAGAUGGAAUAAAGAGCACCAGGACAGACCCUAAAAUUCUCCCGAAAGCGGUAAUAUAUGAUGUUGACUUGACAAUGUCGAUGCCUGCCAGCCUGAGUGCUACGAGUGGUAUUAAUGCCAUCGCCCAUGCAGUGGAAGCCUUAUAUGCUCGCAAUGGAAACCCGAUUGUCAACCUACUGGCGCGAGAAGGCAUCAGGCACCUUUCCACUGCCUUGCCAGAUAUCAUGGCAAACCCCCGAUCCGAAUCAGCACGGUCAGACGCCCUCUACGGCGCUUGGCUGUGCGGAUCAUGUUUGGGAAGCGUUGGAAUGGCCCUGCACCACAAGCUAUGCCAUGUGUUGGGUGGGAGUUUCAACCUGCCGCAUGCAGAAACCCAUACCGCAGUCCUUCCUCAUGCUGUUGCAUACAACUCUCCAAGCGUCCCUGAAGCAAUGGCUACCUUGGCAGAAGUGCUCCCCAACAGUGAAGGGGAUGCAAUCCGGGGGCUAAACGUCCUCCUGGAAAAGUUACAGGUACAACGGGGCGCAAAAGAGUUUGGUAUGAAGGAGGAACACAUUGACCAGGCGGCGGAGGUAUCUGUGAAGAACGCUUACUGGAACCCGCGUGAGAUUGAGAAGGACGCAAUCAGGGAGAUUUUCAGAAGGGUUUGGGCAGGCGAGGAAGCUCGAGCUGAUCUAUAG
Messenger RNA from Nannizzia gypsea CBS 118893, 1074 nucleotides. RefSeq names its product maleylacetate reductase. The coding region runs from base 1 to 1074 and encodes 357 amino acids. The record is from RefSeq and is a predicted model, not a curated record. Gene Ontology annotation, molecular function: maleylacetate reductase activity; 2-(3-amino-3-carboxypropyl)histidine synthase activity; alcohol dehydrogenase (NAD+) activity. The transcript has 2 exons. Gene Ontology annotation, biological process: protein histidyl modification to diphthamide. Lineage: Eukaryota; Fungi; Ascomycota; Eurotiomycetes; Onygenales; Arthrodermataceae. Gene Ontology annotation, cellular component: mitochondrion.